Xenopus tropicalis (tropical clawed frog) is the source of this 3743-nucleotide messenger RNA. RefSeq names its product progestin and adipoQ receptor family member 8 (gene paqr8). NCBI's taxonomy places the organism in Eukaryota, Metazoa, Chordata, Amphibia, Anura, Pipidae. The transcript is spliced from 4 exons. Gene Ontology annotation, biological process: nuclear receptor-mediated steroid hormone signaling pathway. The record is from RefSeq and is a predicted model, not a curated record. The coding region runs from base 314 to 1375 and encodes 353 amino acids. Gene Ontology annotation, cellular component: membrane.
GGAUUAUAGUCACUUGUCCGGCCCAGAGCGUGUGCUUUCGCCAUUAUGUAAGAGGGCAACGGGUCUAAACCCAUCCAAGUAAUAAAGAACAUACAGGAUCGGCUGUCUGAACAGUGUUUGUCCGACCCUGAAAUUUCCUUAGCAGGGGGUAGGGCUCAGUCCAUAAGCAGGGAUAGUGAUGUUGUUUAGCCCCAGGACACAAGCAAAAAAUGUAGCGCUGCUACAGUAGUACCCCAGGCCUGUGCAGUUUUGAGCAAAAGUCUCAGGUCAACAGUUGAUUGUGUCCACGGGUUCCUUAGACCUCCCUACUACCAUGACUACCGCAAUCCUUGAAUGUAUCAGCACGCUAUCCAUCAGUGUCCAGCAGCUGCGCCGCCUUCCUAGGUUCCUCGAAGGCGGCACAACUAAAAUGCCCUUGACCGUGAAGGAUUCUGAUGUGCCCCGUUUGUUCCGGGAACCCUACAUUCAGACAGGGUAUCGACCGACGGACCAAGACUGGAAAUAUUACUUCCUUAGUCUCUUCCAGAAGCACAAUGAAUCCAUCAACGUGUGGACACAUCUGUUGGUGGCCCUGGCUGUGGUUCUUCGCUUUGUUGCCUUGGUGGAGGCCGGUUCUCUUUCCCUUGAUAUUAUAUCUUUGCCUUUCUAUUUAUAUGUGCUGUCCUCACUGACCUAUCUCACGUGCAGCAUCCUGGCUCAUCUGCUCCAGUCCAAGUCAGAGCUGGCUCAUUACACCUUCUACUUCAUGGACUAUGUAGGAGUAAGCACUUACCAAUAUGGCAGUGCUUUGGCCCACUACUACUACAGUUCCAACCAAGCUUGGUAUGACAAGGCCUGGUACUUCUUUUUACCAGGAGCUGCUUUCUUGGGAUGGAUGUCUUGCGCUGGUUGCUGCUAUGCUAAAUACUGCUAUAAAAGGCCCUAUCCAGUGAUGAGAAAAAUAUUCCAGGUUGUUCCAGCUGGUCUAGCGUACAUGUUAGACAUAAGCCCCGUUAUUCACCGGAUAGUUACCUGUCAUAUGGAAGGCUGCACAGACAAGGCUAUCUGGGUCCACGCUCUGCAGAUAAUAUUCUUCCUCAUCAGUUCCUACUUCUUUUCAUGCCCCGUCCCCGAAAAAUAUUUCCCAGGUUCCUGUGAUUUUGUAGGGCACGGCCACCAGAUUUUCCAUGUGUUUUUGGGCCUUUGCACCCUCUCCCAGUUGGAGGCUCUUUUUAUAGAUUAUCAGACCAGACAUGAGCUAUUUUCUCUAAGAUACAGUUCCAACGGCACCUUGGUGAAUUGCCUCUCGUUCUUCAUGCUCAUAUUAUGUAGCACUGGCACAGCCAUGUAUGCGCGGAGAAGAAUCAAGAACAAGUUGGCCAGAAAAGAACUGUAAGGUGGGACUUUAUAAAGGAUGGUUUGGCCCAAAUCAAUUGGAAGCACUGAUCAGUACAACUAAAGGACAUGUUGGCGUUAGAAGAGGGUGACCUGUUUCAGCCAAGUCCAUUUUAUAGCCCAAUAUAUUGUAAACUCUAGGUCCAAGAGGCUUAACCUCUACAAAACAUGGGUCAACGGCUGGCCCUUGGCUCAUUGAGUUUUAUUUAGGGUCCAAUUUUUAUUUUGUAAAGAAAUGUGGUUGACAUUAUAAAGGGUUUUUUGGCACCCCAAGCAUAGAAUCCUCAUUUACAGAGACGUUCCUCAAGGCCUACUAUACCCAUCUGUAUAUUUGGUACUGUUUGGGGGGGGGGGGGUGUUGUUACUAAGUGUUAUUACUAUCAGCAGUGCACAUAGACAUGGGACAAUGCUGUUAGUGUUCAUGGUAGAAAGAAUGAUCCAAUACUGAGUUGUCCCAUUGAAAAGAACUCAGUGUGGAAGGGCACUUACUUAGGUAUGAUACAUUGUCUUAUUCUGGGGCACCGAAUUAGAGUGGGUCCUAGAAAGUUGGGGUUCCAAUUUAAGGGGGAGGGGUACCUACCUGGCCAAACCUUUAGGGGUCAGCAGUUGUUUAUCUGUAAAUAGAUACCCUGUUGCAAUGUCCAGAUCACAAACAGGGGCAAUCAGGAGGUAGAAUUACAAACACCAGAUGGGUUAUUAUGGGGUAUCUAGACCUGGGGCAAUCUUUGUACCAAAUAUCACCCCCGUGCUACUGAACAUCAUCAUUACACAUGGAUCUCUAUAAGACCAGGGCUAUAAGAAAACAACCACGUCACAUUUUGAAGAAAAGAAGAAUUUUUUUUAGCCCCACCCCCUCCCGUAGGCUACUGCUUGAUUUGUAACUUUUUGUAUUUAAUGUCUGUAACAAAUACUUACUGGGUGCCGAACACCCAAAGUUCUUUUUAUACUUGAAGGGGUGUGUUUUUAGUACAUACGGUGCAGCUUGUUACUGAGCUUUGAGAUGGUUGAGGUACCCGGGAUCCUUCAGAAGGCAACUCCUAGGUCUAAUGAGACCAGCUCGUUAACGAGAAAUUCCGGGGAGGUCCCUGGCACCCCUGGUUCCAUCACCUAUGAACUAUGGUAUCUCUUUAACGUUCUAAGAGAGAUCCAUAAAAAGCACCAAUGUCCCGUCCUGUUUUAUUAACAAUAUUUUAUUAUCACUUGGGACGUGAAACAAGGAUUUUACUUGAUUUAUUUGGGAAAACUGUAACUUUUUGACAUGGGUAUAUGAAGGGAGGAAUAAGUUUGAUGGAUGAACUUAGUUCCCUGCAGAGGGCACUUUUAUAGAUGUUGCUGUUUGAUUGCUCAGCCGCUAACAUGAAUCCUGAACAUUCUCAUGCUCUGAUUGGCUGCUUCCUCCAGCCCCCGAGAAUGUUCCAGUGUACUGAUUGGCUGCAGGUUGGUUCUAGUCGAGGACUCAGAAAUAAAAAGGGUUACAGUAGGUGCUCAAUCCCCAGUGAAAACAACUAAAAGCCUCUCAUAUUGGUACUGUGUAUUGUAUUUAUAAUGUAUACUAAAUAUCUGUAUUGACUAGUUAUAACAAAUAUAUCUCUAUAUGGAAUCAGGUUCCGCUACCUGAGAAACCAAACCAAGUACUCAGCUUGUCCAACAGGGAUCCGUCAUUAAUAUUUACUACUAGACUUGAUUCCUACCAUUUGCCUUAUAACUACUUACUUGCCUUAAGUGUUCCGCUAUAUAGACUGGAGUGAAGCUGGCCAUACCUGCCUUUAGCCGCCACUCCAGGCCCAAGCAUGGGGCCCAAAUGAUGAUUAAUAUCUGGCCAACGAUUGAUGCAGUCGAUGUGUUCAUCUCUUCAUCUGUACAGGCUCCUAUUACCUUCAGUUGGUGGGAUAGAAUGAGCUGAUCCAACAUCGCUGUUGGCCAAAAAGUCAAAGCUUUGAAUGAGCUCAGCGUGGCCCACCAUGUAAUUAUAUUAGUAAAUGGCCAGCUUUAGCCUAGGAAAGGCCCCGAACACCUCCAGCUAGAACGUUGGUCAUCAUUCCUCAUUUAAGUAGCUUGACCUCCAACUCGUACAUUUCCGAUGUAGAUGGAGGCCACAGGUGGAAAAUACCUGGUGUAUUCUCUGCAAUGGGCCUCAUUUGAGGCUGGGGUCCCGGGACGGGUGCCCCUCUCUGCUCUGCCCUACAGCCAGCCUUGUUUGUAGAAGUUUUUCUUAUUCUGUAUCCUAUAUACCAGCCAAACAGCUUCCUAUACCUGAUGUGCUAUCACUAUAGGAACGUGGCGGCCUCCUAUGUCAGGCAUCAUGCCAACCUGGGAGCUGGAUUUAACAGACUUACUCGUGGUGACCAAAUAAAAGGAAUAAAAGUGAA